Messenger RNA from Lates calcarifer (barramundi perch), 1835 nucleotides. Its product is annotated as multidrug and toxin extrusion protein 1. Gene Ontology annotation, biological process: xenobiotic detoxification by transmembrane export across the plasma membrane. Gene Ontology annotation, molecular function: xenobiotic transmembrane transporter activity; antiporter activity. The coding region runs from base 9 to 1826 and encodes 605 amino acids. Lineage: Eukaryota; Metazoa; Chordata; Actinopteri; Centropomidae. The transcript has 17 exons. Gene Ontology annotation, cellular component: membrane. The record is from RefSeq and is a predicted model, not a curated record.
AUAAGUACAUGAGAGAAAAGACGGACACUUCAGCAGAAGGUCCUGCAUUGGCAUCUUGUGCCAUAGACAUGGAGGGAUCCAGUGACAAGCUUUUCUGCUGCAGGUGGGUGCGCCACAGGGUUCCCUUGGCCCACAGAGAGGAAUUGUACCACAUCCUGAGGAUGACAGGGCCUCUGCUGCUCUCUCGAAUUCUCAAUUACCUGCUUCCAUUUGUGGUUACAAUGUUCUGUGGACGUCUGGGAAAUGAAGUUAUGGCUGGCUAUGGAUUAGCUUCUGCUACCAUUAAUGUCACCACUGCAGCAACAGGGUACGGUCUGGGGCUGGCAUGCGAUACUCUUGUGUCCCAGACAUUUGGUGGGAAGAACCUGCUGCGGGUGGGAGUGAUCCUUCAGCGGGGCAUCAUUAUCCUGCUGUUGUUCUGUCUGCCAUGCUGGGGUCUGCUCAUUAAUGCCCAGGCCAUUCUAUUAUGCUUGGGUCAGGACCCUGAGGUGACCAGAAUAGCCCAGCUGUAUAUUACAGCCUUCCUUCCUGCUGUACCGGCCAUGUUUCUACAUCACCUUCAGGUGUCUUACCUGCAGAACCAGGGUAUAAUACUGCCUCAGAUGUACACUGCUGCCAUGGCAAACAUAGCAAAUGUGGUGACAAACUACAUCUUUCUUUACUGGCUGGAUCUGGGAGUUAGUGGAUCUGCAGCAGCCAAUACUCUGUCUCAGAUUUACAUCUGUGCUUCUCUGUUUGUUUACAUUUGGUGGAAGAGGCUCCAUGUGAAAACAUGGGGAGGCUGGUCUGUAGAAUCACUUCAGGAGUGGGGCUCCUACAUGAAACUAGCCAUUCCCAGUACACUAAUGAAGUGCUUUGAGUGGUGGGUUUAUGAGUUUGGGGGAUUCUUUGCAGGAAUGCUGAGUGAAGAUGACCUGGCAGCUCAACAUGCUGUGAUAAUGGUGGCAUUCAUAACCUACAUGUUCCCUCUUGGUGUUCAAGCUGCAGCAUGUGCCCGAGUGGGAAAUGCCCUUGGUGCAGGAGACAGUGCCAGGGCGAUCCUUACGAGCAAGGUAUCCCUCAGUCUCGCAGGUAGCAUUGCGGUUGUUGAAGGCGUGGUGCUUGGCUCUACUAAAACAGUGAUUGGCUUCAUCUUCACAUCUGAUGAGAAGAUCAUAGGUUUGGUCUCGCACUUGAUGAAUGCCUACUGUUUCCUUCAGUUCUUCGAUGGUCUUGUGUGUGUGUGCACUGGCAUCUUUUUGGGCACGGGCAAACAGAAGAUACCAGCUGUGGCUAAUCUCAUCGGAUACUACUGCAUAGGACUUUCACUCAGUGUUACUUUAAUGUUUGUUGCAAAGCUGAGAGUUUUAGGUUUUUGGCUGGGACUGCUCAUUUGUGUCGUUUUACAGUCCACCUUCUACAUAACUGUCAUCUUCAAGCUGAACUGGGAGAGAAUGACAGAGGAGGCUGUGAAACGAGCUCAGAAAAACACUCACAUGACAUUGCAGAGCUCAGCUGCUCUGUCAUACACUGCUGGUCACGACACUGCUAACCAGACAGCGAGUAAUGGGAACUCAGUGGAUGACUACACGCCUGUGAGAAUUGAGUGCCAUGAUGGAAAUGUGGUGCAGCAGAUGAGGGGAGGUCGUCUCUCCACCACCCAGCUGAUCCUCAGGCGAGGCCUCACUAUGUUUGCGGCUGUUGGACUUCUGGCUGUGGGAGCAAGUGUGCACUUCCUUGUGCCAUUGCCAGAGACCCCACCUUCAGAGGCUAACCAUACUAUGGAUUGGAUCAAUACUACAUACACUCCUGAUCAAAUUUUCUCCACUGUGCUGAUCCCAAAUUAAGAGUCAGAU